This is a messenger RNA of Podospora bellae-mahoneyi, 344 nucleotides long. RefSeq lists its product as uncharacterized. The record is from RefSeq and is a predicted model, not a curated record. Lineage: Eukaryota; Fungi; Ascomycota; Sordariomycetes; Sordariales; Podosporaceae. The coding region runs from base 165 to 344 and encodes 59 amino acids. The transcript is spliced from 2 exons.
GGGCCGCAGAAAGCAGGCCACACGAUCCGAUGCGGCUCGAUACGCCAGCCCUCACAAAACCUGGGGCAGGCCGGGUCUCAUGAGGCGCUCGACCAUCCAAUAUCACACUUCCCCGGACUUGAAUGGAUUGCGAUAGGUUCGACUUCUAACCUCAACUACCGAGCAUGUACAUCAUAUCGUUCGGUUCUGUUUCGUUCACCUCGCUCUUUGCGAAAGUCCCGCAAGGCUCCCCUGCGCCGCUCAGGCAUUGGCCUGUUUCAUCUGGGCCGACCUCCGACAGGAACCGUCGGGGGUCAGUCUCACGCCCCCUCACGGCGUGGGGACCGCCAGGGGGUCAGCCUUGA